This is a messenger RNA of Laccaria bicolor S238N-H82, 942 nucleotides long. RefSeq lists its product as uncharacterized. The record is from RefSeq and is a predicted model, not a curated record. Gene Ontology annotation, cellular component: SAGA complex. NCBI's taxonomy places the organism in Eukaryota, Fungi, Basidiomycota, Agaricomycetes, Agaricales, Hydnangiaceae. The transcript is spliced from 7 exons. The coding region runs from base 1 to 942 and encodes 313 amino acids.
AUGGAUCGGCGGCGAGCUAUCUCUACCCGCCCUGCUUCUUCUGAAGAGGUGGAAUGUUGGUCCCAUGCAGCAGAGUCCCUAAAAAUUCUGGCCAAUAAAUUUACGACUACCAGCCCUUCUGAUAUAGUUGGUCGGGUGAAUAGACUCAUAACGGCUUGGGAUCCCGACGACCUGGUUUCUGUUCAGGGCUGGGAAAGCUUUAAGGACGUUUACAAGAAAUUAAAUUCGGGCCUGGAAAGUAUCAGGUCUUCAGCAGAAGAAGAAGCGAAAGCUAUUGACGAGGCCAUGGAACGUGUAGGCGUUCUCAUCGCGUUACGAAAAGCACCAGAAGCUCAACCACAAGAAAAGAGGAACAAACGUCCACGGGCGCUUUCGCCGUCUGGCACGCCUGUUCUCACACCACCUGCGCCAGGGAAUAACCGCACGAUGUCCAUUACACUACCCGCGAGAACCAGCUCUGUAGGACCUUCAGCCCUAGUCCGAAAACGCGAUACCAAGCCACAGCCUCUUCAAGAGAGAAGAAAAGUGGCAUUUCAUUCCCCUCCUGCAAAAGGUGAUACGGACGAAAAUACAUGGAUACUGGCGCUUGUUACGUAUGAAGUUCAAGAUGCUGAGCCGCAAGAAGACGGCAGUCCCAAUACGCUCUACAUCACAUCUCAACGAAACAUGAUACCUCUACCAGACCCAGACGCGGCUCCUGGCAGCCCAGCACACGUCAGCUCUUACCCCGAGUUUGCCCCUGGCUCCACCGUUAUGGCCUUAUAUCCCGACACGAGUUGCUUUUACCGUGCCGAAGUGAUCCAGACGCCCAAAGAAAUGCAAUUGUCGAGCAGGGUGUCUUCGUCAAAAUACAUGCCUACCUACAAACUCAAGUUUGAGGAUGAUGACAACCAAGAACAUUCUGUCUCUGCACACUGGGUCGUUGAUUGGCCUGGGAAUUGA